Messenger RNA from Linepithema humile (Argentine ant), 5140 nucleotides. RefSeq names its product lachesin-like. Lineage: Eukaryota; Metazoa; Arthropoda; Insecta; Hymenoptera; Formicidae. Gene Ontology annotation, cellular component: neuron projection. The record is from RefSeq and is a predicted model, not a curated record.
CCGUACGGUCGCGUCCAGUUUCCGCGUCCGGUCCGUUGAAUCACGUGCGUCCAUGACGAAGGGUGAGAUAGAAUAAGGAACAGACGAUGUCGGCAUUAUUGUCCCUCGAGCGUGUCACUACGGGAUCAUCAUCGAAUCGUCCUCGAGAUGUGUGAAAGUCCACCAGGAUUACCGCUGCAGCUGGAUCCAUGAUUGUGGCAAAAUGGUGGAUCGGCAAAAAGCCCUUUUAAUGGUGUUACUGGCGCUUCUGAUCUAUCCAAACGAUAUCUUUGGCGGUGCUUUUCAACCCGAAUUCUCCGGCCCUAUCACCAAUCUAACCGUGCCACUCGGGAGGGACGCCACUUUUACGUGUCUGGUGAAACAUCUAGGCGGUUACAGGGUUGGUUGGGUGAAGGCGGACACGAAGGCGAUCCAGGCGAUACACGACCACGUGAUCACGCACAACCAGAGGGUAUCCGUAUCUCACAGCGAUCACACCAUGUGGAAUCUUCACAUCAAGGGCGUGCAGAAAGAAGACGGCGGUCUCUACAUGUGUCAGAUCAACACGGAUCCCAUGAAGAGUCAGACAGGUAUGCUGUCGAUUGUUGAACCACCUGACUUCGAUUCUGAAGCUACAUCGAGCGACGUGAUGGUAGGCGAGGGCAAUCAGGUGAAGUUAACGUGCCGGGCGAGAGGCGUACCAGAGCCGCGCGUAUCCUGGCGCCGAGAAGACGGCAGGAACAUUAUAAUUCGGGAGCCAUUUGCAGGAAGCGCCCCGAACCAGAAAUCUCACGUGUCUUCCGUGCUCGAGUUUCACGGCGAGGAGCUGAAGCUGACGAAGAUCACGAGAAACGAGAUGGGGGUUUAUCUGUGCAUCGCCAGCAACGGGGUACCGCCCGCGGUCAGCAAACGUAUUUACAUCAACGUUCAUUUUCCGCCAAUGAUUCACGUGCCCAAUCAGCUGGUCGGGGCGCCCUUGGGGACCGACGUGGAUCUAGAAUGUUUCGUCGAGGCGUCUCCGAUGUCGAUUAACUACUGGGUCAAGGACCCCAAAGGUGCAAUGAUAAUAUCCAGCGUCAGAUACGACGUUCAGGCAGUGCCCAAGUCGCCGUUCGAGGUCCGAAUGAUUCUCACCAUCCGGAACAUGCAGAAACACGACGUGGGAACGUACCGGUGCGCGGCUAAAAAUUCCCUCGGCGAGUUCGAGAGCAGUAUUCGAUUAUACGAGAUCUCCGGGCCGGCAAAGACACAGACGGUGUCGUAUCCGCAUUUCUAUGACGAGGAGGAUGAGGCGGUGUAUGGUUCGGCGGAGAUGGACAAGGCGGAGAACAAGGCGCUGGCGGUGGACAACACGAUCCACGGUCACAUGGGCCCGUCGCUCGUCACGCCGUCCUCCACGAUCCGCAACGGCAAGAAACGACCGGCGAUUAACGCCAGCUCGAGCGCUGAUCCAUAUCCGCGACGGCUGUCUAUUGCCCUGUCACCGCUGGUGUCGCUCGUGAUUGUCUGCCGAAGAUGCUGGUGGUGGUGAUGAUGAGAAGAGCGGGAAAGAGCCGAGGAAUUCUAAAGAAUCGGAUCGACGCAUACGCUGUCAGCGCCCCCGCGAUCGCGUGUCGCAACUUCGGCGACGACGUAAUUCGUAUUCGAGGAGUGCGGUGUUACGCGAUCGACACUCGAAGUUGUUUCCGUUGCAAAUUCCGGCGAGCGCAAAAAAUAACAGAACGCGACCCACAGCACGAUUCAUCAUUGCAGCUGGGCUGUCAAAUUUUCGAGAACGAGUCACCUCGAUUUCAAACGAUCAAUGAAAAAAAAUCACAUCGCGUAGUGCAUUUCACACCCGACUUUCCGCUUAAGGCAAAGGUCCGCGAGUUUCAAUCUUCAUUGGUUAUUCAACAGCUCGCUCGAUUUUAACGCAGAUAAAACAACUUCGAAUGGGCUUAAGUCGCCGCCGUCGCCGCCGCCGCCACCAAUCACGGCGUAUCGUCUUCCCCGAGUGGCUUAUUCGUAAUUCGUAGACCUAAUCAAUGGAUCGGAAGCACGCAGAAGGGAUGAAUCAGGCGGGACAGGAGGCAUGCGUCGCAGGACAUGUCUCGAUCGUUGACGGUUGCACCGAGGAAUAUCGACCGGUGAGUGCUGAAUUAAUUCUAUCGAGAAUCAAAUUUCGGUUCUAUUUUUGAUACUAUAAACAAUGCGCCCUAGAUUUUCUUCGCUUCUAUGCAAAAUUGAGCUACGUAGUUGAUUAAUAAAUUGCCAAUUUUACGUGAAAUUGAUUUCUUCAGUCUCUAGAAACAGUGAAUUAUGUAGAAUGCAUUAUCGAAUCAAAUCGUCAGCGACCGAUUAAGAUGCGCUCUGCGAACAGGCGACGCUUAGAUAAAUCGUGAUCGAUGUUACAACGAGAAGAAAAGAGAAUUGAUAAACGGGGCAAGGGGUGGGGAAGCAGACAACGGAGCGGUGGAGAUUGAAGGGCAGUGACAGACGGACAGUGACAGAGGAGAAAGAGACAUAUCUCCAAGUGACGAUAGUCCUCGGCAAUAUUCGCGCGGAUCGAAGAAUCAGGUGCAUAACUCCUCAGUUUCGGCGGCAAUAAAUCUGCGUGAUGUGUAUAUAUGUACGUGUAUCAUAUACGAGCACGCUCGCACGUGUAUAUGUGUGCACACUGACACGUCAGGGUAACUAACACGUUUGUGCCAUUCCCCUCCUCCCCUUCUCUCCGUCACCUUCGCUGCGCUCUGCAAUCGCGUGCGAGCGGUGUAACGUUCCGUAGAUAGCCCUUACGAUUACCGCCGGUGUAAUAGAAUAUGUAUCGCGAUUAAAGUUAUCGACAGCUUUAAAUGAGUUCGACCCGGAAGUAGGAAAGGCGCCACGUCGUCCUGCUUUGACGGACGCUCUCGAUCGCGGACCGAUCGAUCGCGGGCGAGCGGUCCCGAAAGUUGUUCACCACGCGCGGCCUCGAUCACGGACGUGCGAUCGUACCUCUUCCGCAAAAGUUUCCUCUUUUUUUCCCCCUUUUUCCCAAGAUGACUGUUCACUCGGGAGUUUUUAUAACGCUCUCGCCAGUUCUUUACAGCGAAACUCUCAACGUGGAAUUAAGUGUGACUUUUGAGAAACGUUUAUAUCGGAGCCUUACCUUCCGAACGCGACUCCUGAUAUCAAAACGCCGCGGCGGCAGCAGCGGAGUGAAGAGAUCGUUUUCGAUGACCGUUCACUUGAGAGUUUAGCUUUCGAGAAUGACCCUCGAUAUUAGAACUUUCCGGUUAAAAUAAAAUUGAACGAUAUUCGACGGAUAUUUACUUCAGACCGUUAUCCAAUAACAGCGACUAUCAAAUCUAAAGCCCUCGAUUGAUCUCGAGCUUAAAAGCAACGCUGAAUAAGUAUAUGCACUUGGCAAUUGUGUUUUCUAAAAGAAAAAAAAAAGAAUGUUCAUAUGACAGUAAUAUAAUUUAUAAGACACAUUAAAACGUGAUUAAAAGAUUUACAUUUUUGACUAUUGAUUAAUACUCUAUAAAUAAAGUGAACACAAGUGAAAUAGUUUACAGUAAUUGUCAAUCAGCUUAAUGGCAAGACAAUAAAUUCAAUAACUUGUGUCCGUCAAACUGAUGUAAUGGAUAUGAUACAUAAUAAUGCAAAUGACACUUUUGCGACUUGCGCCGAUUGCUCGUGCACUUACAUUUUUAAAAGACUGCGGAUCUCUGUGUAAAUAUGACGUUGAAUUGAUUUUACUUGAAAUCGGUAUAAUGCUGCCAUAAAAUGAUCGAUAAAAAUAUAAGAAAUUACAAGUUAACAUUUCAUAAGAGUAUAAAUGUUACGUAUGAAUCACAACUUGUAAUUACUUAGGAGCAAUGCAAUCAAAAUGUAACACAAGUGGCGAAGAAAAAUUUCGUCGAUCGCACGUUCCAAGAUCAGGUACCGAUUUUCGAUUACGCAUUUCCUAUGCGAGCGAAACAACAAAUAAGUGUUCGAUAGAUCAGCGGCGAUCCCUUUCUGACGCGAAUUGCUUCGAGCAAGCGUGCAGAAUGCAUGUGUGUGAAAGGAAGUGUGCGAGAGAAAAACAGAAAGUAAGAGAGAAGAGAGAGCGAGAAAAAGCGCGCGUGUGUGUGUGUGUGUGUGUGAGAGAGAGAGAGAGAGAAAGCGAUACUAAUAAUAUUUUUAUAUUUCCAUCAUAUAGCGUGCUUACGUUCCAUGUCGAUAAAUUUUUUAAUUACGGUCAAAGCUUUAGCCAGCCACUCCAAUUAUUGCUAUCUCUUGAUAUUCGGUUUCUACAGUAAUUUGCCUAAUUACACUUGAUGCUGCAACAGCGAACGUCGUGAUCUAAUGGCGUGUCAAAAUUGGCCGUUCUGGUUCCGCCUGCGGAUCUCCAUCCCCCAUGUUUUCGGAUGGCGGCCCCGCAAAGUGGAUCUAGCACGACCGCGGAAGGAUAAUAAAAUCGAUCGCAUCGGUUGUCACGCACCGCUCGCUCCAGAACAGUGUUGUAUUCACUUGCUAAAUAAAUCGGGCGUUCCCGCGGGUACUCGAUUUUGGAGUUUUAUGGCGAUUGAAAUUGCGUCUCGUUACGCUCCGCGGUUCGUUUUCGCAAACUCGCCGACAGCUCCCUCGCAGGAGCAUCGUACGCGCCCAAUCUCCGGUGGAAAACCAUUUUUGUCCCCGAGCUGCCCGAUCGGUUUGUUCGCCUGUGAUCGCUUCAGCCACACUUAAUUACUCCUAAAAUAUCGAGUAAACUUUUUUUUAACAUGAAAAGCGCGGGGGAAAGUUAAUCCUUUCACUAUCCUAUCGAAUUUCAAAGUGAAAACUGCAACAAAGUUUCCGCGCUGCAGUAGAUCGUACACAGUUUCGAACUAACGACGAUGUUGGAGGAACGUUUCAACGGCGAAAUUAUUACAAAGUAUCCGUGCAAACAUUACUCCGAAAUGUAUAAUAAAAUACGUGUGCCGAGUAAUAUUUUAGGAAAACCAUUAUCUUAUCGUUAUGCAUUCGCUAAAUUAUUGCAUCUGAAAUUUGUCGUUUGCAACGUUUUUCUCGGGAGCUCUUCAAUUAACUAAUGGCCCGCCGCGGCGGUCGAUAAAAUAUGCGACGUGCCAUAUUCGUCAUUGCAACGUACGUCGAAAUGGACAGUUGCGGAAAAAAAGCCCCGUUUGCGGAGCGUCCUCAAGCGUCCUCACGAGAG